AUGAGUGAACCAGAAACCCCGUUUCAAGUAAUUGCUCAUUACCCUUUCAAGUCUGAGCAUGAGGAUGAUUUAAACUUCGAUAAAGAUCAGUUAAUAACGGUCACGUCUGUGGAGGAUGAUGAGUGGUAUUUUGGGGAAUAUGUAGAUGCUGGAGGGAAUGUUUUGGAGGGUAUCUUUCCCAAGAGCUUUGUGGCAGUGAAGAGCAGUAAGGACAGCUCAACUGGACGUAAAGCUGUGGGUCUGACGGAGACAAAAACUAAGGAUGACACUCAUGAUGAGGAAGAGUUCGUGGAUGCUGAGUCUAUGGAAUCACCCACCGUCGGUAAGAGAAAAUCCAUCUUCGAUCAGGAUGAAGUAGCCCCCAUGCCAAGGGCUAGCGAGUUCUUUGACUCUGAAGCGAUGCCGGUAAAGAAGACAGUGGUGGCUAACCCACCGCAAUUUUAUGUGCCACCUCCGAUUGCACAGGAGGCGGAAAAGCCUCAGGUGGCAGUGAGGAAGCCAGAAGUUCCAGAGCCAGUCAACAGGACGACAGCUGAGGGUGAUCUCGGAGACUCAGGCAGUGCUGCAACAGGCCUCCCAAAGGUUAGCCUGAAGGAAAGAAUAGCACUUCUUCAAGAGCAGCAAAGGCUACAGGCAGAGCGUGAACGUGAGCUUGAGCUCAAACGAAGCGAGGAGGUGCAUGCAGAGGAAGACGACAAAUAUCAGGACGAGGAGCGAGUUAAAGAAGCUAAUGAUGAACCUCGAGGAAAGGAAAAAGCAACAGUAAUCAACUCUGAUCCGGCUGGCCUUGAACAUCAGCAUAUCCCAGAGGGCUUUCUUGUGCCGGCUGACAACAAGGAUAGUGCACCAUUAGAUGAGCAGCCUGGGCGCGAGGAGCAGCCUGUCCAGCACAAUGACGAGGAACAAGAGAAUGAAGCAUCAGGGGAAGAAGAGGACAGCGAAGAAACACGCCGUGCCGCGCUCAGGGAGAGGAUGGCAAAGCUCGCAGGUGCCGGUAGGUUUGGUGGACCAGCUUCGUUCAACCCUUUCGGAAUGCCUGCAGGCGGAUCCACCGGAUCCACGGCCACAAAAAUGCAUGCUAAGCCGGAACCACAAAUUGAGAGUAUGAUACCACAGGCUGUUCCUGUAAUGCCCUUCGCUGACCCUAAUGCAGUCCCUUUCUUGAUCAAGAAAUCCAGAAGAAAAUCGGAGAGCUCUGAUGAAUCUCCCGACGAAAGUCCUAAAGACACUACAGUUGUGCCAAAAGUUUCGACGACAGGCGGACAGACACUCGCAACGCUUGAUCCAUCUGCACUCAACACCCCCGGCUUCGAUGCCGAUGAGGAAGAAGCAGGAGAAGAAGGCGCUUAUUUCGGAGAAGACCUGACAGCCCCUACGCAUGAUGGAGAAGCUAUUGAGCAAGGCGAAGGUAUCGUUGGAGAUUUACCACCGUCUGGGUCCACUGAAGGAUAUCAAUCGUCUGAUGACAGUCGCUGUGCAUCUACUGAUAAUAUAGGGCAGGCAUCGUCAGCCUUCGAACCCCUUAUUGUACCAACUCCAAACAUUUCCAAAUUGAAAGAUGAGGAGAAAGCGGUUCUAAAUUCUAUGGCUCCGGCAAUUGAUCUGCCAUUAGAUAAUAUACCUCCGAGUGUUCCUAUUGGCGAGGAACUGGCACCUGAAGUUCCCGAGUCUGCAGAAAUUCCUCUCGAUCCAUCAGAACUAGUGCCCCCUGCACCCCCGGUUCCUGGUGUUGAUAUGUCCAAGAUUAAGCCUUCGACGAAACCACCAAUCUCUGCAGUGCCACCUUUGCCCUCGGAUCUGGAGAUCAAGACCCCGCAUCCGCCUCAUCUACGCCGGAAUUCAUUUGAAGGGAAAGGAGAACAAGGCUUUGCAGCUAACAAAGAUGUCCCUGCUGUUUCCUCGCUUUCACAACCGCAGCCCGAUAAGGGUAAGCGGGCUCCACCGCCACCGCCACCGCCACCGCCUGCUCCUGCUCCUGCGCGUUCUGUUGGCUCUGAACUGGGGUCCACUUUGAGCGGUCCUCCACCGCCACCACCCGCAGUCCCUUCAAUCCCUGCUGUCGAACGCGCAGCUAUACAAUCGCAUCCACAUCCCAGUAGAGCACCACCUGUACCAAUUCCACUGGCACCUCCUGCUGUGGCCAAAAGUGAGAGACCAAACUAUCUAAGACAUGAGCCAAUGCCACCCGAGGGACAACCCCCGGUUGCCAAUCCACCUCCCGCUCCUAUCACCUCAUUGCAAAGAAGAACCACUACAGGUGACGGGCUAGAAGCUGCGCACGAAAGUUCAGUAGAAUUUGAUCCCACUGACCUGUGGUGGCUUCACAAAACGGCUCCUAGCAAGCUCUUCAGCCCUAAAUCUAACUAUCUGAUGGAAGUUGAUGAUCACUUAAUCAAGAAGAGACUUUCUCAAAGUAUCAUGGUAAGGGAUUUUUAUUUCUUAUUUGAAGACUAUUCCCAACUUCAUCUGAGCCUCACCUUUGACAUAGAUAAUCCGCAAGCGACCGUUCAGUCGACCCAGAGAUUUGUCGCUCUCAAGAACAACCCUGAAUUACUGAGUACGUCCUCUGAGAAAUAUGGUAGUUACAUCAUCCAGAGGGCAUCAGAGCUGAUUCAAUCUCAAAAUCCGGAUUUUGUUAAUUCCAUUUUAUCGCAGCUGUCUAACGAGAUCGUAAUGCCAAUCGAGUCCCGAACGUAUGGAGUUGUAUUACUCAGUUAUAAGGCUGGUCAGACCCUUAACUUAGAAGCAUUAAGAAGCAUUAGGGCUGGAGAUAUUCUUGUUAUAAGGAAAGGUAAGUUUGAAACCCAUAGGAAACUCGGUCCUAAGGAAGUCGUAAAAGUUGGCAUGGAAGCCGUCCCUCAUACCGCUGUUGUUACUGAGUAUGACCAUAGUAAGAAUAAGCUACGUGUCAUUGAGCAGAAGGAUGGAAAGAUAACUCAAACUGGUUACAGGCUAGAACAUAUGAAGGCCGGUAAAUUAAAGAUAUUCAGGGUCAUCGGAAGGGAUUACGUCGGAUGGUGA
Molecule: messenger RNA, 3021 nt
Organism: Torulaspora globosa
Lineage: Eukaryota; Fungi; Ascomycota; Saccharomycetes; Saccharomycetales; Saccharomycetaceae
Gene: BBC1
Product: Bbc1p
Exons: 1
Coding region: 1-3021 (1006 amino acids)
Molecular function (GO): RNA binding; protein binding
Source: RefSeq, a predicted model, not a curated record